CCGGGCUCCUCUCGGCGGCGCCGCGCACCCGUCCGUCCGUGGGGCGGUACGCGGCGGCGGCAGCGGCGGUGGCGGUGGCGACUCCGUGUCGCCGGAGCCGAAGAGCGCAGGCCCGUCCCGGCGGCCGGGGGCGGGCAGGGUAGGGGCGCCAUGUGGUUCAUGUACGUGCUGAGCUGGCUGUCGCUCUUCAUCCAAGUGGGCUUCAUCACGCUGGCCGUCGCCGCUGGACUCUACUACCUGGCAGAACUGAUAGAGGAGUACACAAUGGCCACCAGCAGAAUCAUAAAAUACAUGAUCUGGUUCUCCACGGCCGUGCUGAUCGGCCUCUACGUCUUUGAGCGCUUUCCUACCAGCAUGAUUGGCGUGGGCCUCUUCACCAACCUCGUCUACUUCGGCCUCCUGCAGACCUUCCCCUUCAUCAUGCUGACCUCGCCUAACUUCAUCCUGUCGUGUGGACUAGUGGUGGUGAACCAUUAUUUAGCAUUUCAGUAUUUUGCAGAAGAAUAUUAUCCUUUCUCAGAGGUCCUGGCCUAUUUCACUUUCUGCCUGUGGAUAAUCCCGUUCGCGUUCUUUGUGUCGCUCUCGGCUGGAGAGAAUGUCCUGCCCUCCACCAUGCAGCCAGGAGAUGACGUGGUCUCCAAUUACUUCACCAAAGGCAAGCGGGGAAAACGCUUAGGGAUCCUGGUUGUCUUCUCCUUCAUCAAAGAGGCCAUUCUACCCAGUCGUCAGAAGAUAUACUGACCCCCUUGGGGAGGGAACGUGGGGGCAAGAUCAGAAGUCGGGCCCCUGGGCCUCUGUGCUAGGUAGGGGCCAGGAGCCUGGAAGACACCUUCCACCAGCCCUGGCUUCCCUCCCCUUGGUCCUGAAGCCCCAUCCUCACCCUCCUUGGGGGCUCAGCUUGGCUCGGAUCUUAUUGCCAGGGGCUGUAACCUCAGAAGCCACCAGGGAGGUGGCAAAGCCUGCUUAGACAGGUGGCCUAGUUCCUCAGCCUCCUCUCCCCUUCCUGAGGUGGGUUGGGAGGUUCAGGCUCAGCCAGGGGUGGCAGGGCAGGGUCCUGAAGCUGGAGAACAGCCGGUGAAAAGUUCCCUGGGCAGAUGACUAUAGGGAGGGGACGUAGCUUGGCACUUCCAAGAGAAAUGGUUUUUGCUAUUGAACUGUGAUUUUUGUCCCAUUGCUGAUUCCCAUUUGAAUAAAGAUUCUAGGUGGCACUGUUUGCCUUAAUAUCCCAAAAGUUGAUCUUCCUGCUAACUUUCUGCCUGGACUGGACUAGCUUUCUGCUCCAAGGACUCCUCUCCUAGGUCUGGGUCUUGCCUUUCUCAAGGGACUCUUGUCGUCCUUAGAGGGAGGGGGCAGAGAUGAGGAGCAGAGCCAGGGUGGGCAAGAGGGCAGGGGCCAGCAGCGGCCUUUCUUAUACACCUCCCUCUUCCGUCUCUUCCCCCAAGGCUCUGUGCCUGUCAAGCUGGGAGGAGGAGAAGAGACAGUGUAGGAUUGGGUUAGAUUUUCAGAACAUCCACAGUAUUCUAUUUAUAAGUCUUCCUCUGAGGAAAAGGAGUACUUUCUGGCUGAAAUUCUAUCUCAGGCUUAAAAAAAAUAGCUUCUAGGCAGCCUGGGUCUAGACAGAUUUUUUAAGAAAUGAGGUUGGUGGGAGAGGCUAUUUGUCACUCUUAAGAGCACACAAGGUCUGGUACUCUUCUGUGUGCUCCUGGCUCCUGGGGAGAUGAUCUCUGCCUUCCAAGAAGGCAGGCCAGGGCUCAGGCACAGACCAGCAUGUGUUGGCCUUGCACUCCAACUCCAGUGCCUUGCAAGUGCUCAGCAGUACAUAUUGGAAUGAAGUCCCCACGAGAGCCCUCACUGGCCACGUCCUGUACCUCACAGUGAGGCUGGCAGGUGCAGGAUGCACUGUACACCGGUGGCACCUUGUAGUCACUGGGAAGACCGCUGUGCUCGAACAUCUUUAUAUGAUGCCUGAAAUCCCAUCGUAUCCCUUUAUUUCCUUGGCUUUAGCAUUUCUGUUGUCAUCAGAGUACCAGCUUUCCCUGGGAGGACUAGCACAUUUGGUCUUUGGAUGCAAGUAAGAUUACCAGGCCCUUUUUUGCUAUGCGGACCAAGUAGAGGACAUGAGGCCAGAGUCCUCACCAAUGGACUGGCAGCUGGGCCUACUCUCCCUUGCCAUUGACUUUGUUCUUCACUGCGAUGAGGUGGCUUUACUUCCUCUGUUCACUCUGCUGCUGGUCAGGGCUCUCCCAGGGAUGGCCAGGGCCCUUCAUAGGUGAAGUCCAGCAGAUUCUCCAGACUAUAUCCUCCUGGAGCUCAGCAGCAGCUGACAUGCUUACCCCUUUGCUUCUUGAGUUGUGCUUCCCCGGCUCUUCUGUGGCUGGCUGCCUGUCUCUCUGGCUGCUCCUUUCCGUCUCCUUUUCUUAGGUUUCUGUGCUUGCUGCAUGCACACUGUGCUCCCUGGGCCUAUCAGUGCUGGUGGCUUCAGGGACUCCACUGAGGAACCGAGUGUCGCCCACAGUCGCAGCAUCCCUCCUGACCCUUUGGGUCACAGCUCUGCUGCCUGCCGGGUCCAUAGACAGCCCAGAUUCAUGGUACCCUUUGCUGUCCUCUGCAGACCUGCCUCCCCUUUUGGGUGCCUGCCGAGGCCCCUGCACCACUCAGGAGACAGGAAGCUUGCUCUCAAGUUUCUGCUUUCUCUUUUUACCCCCACAUCUGAUCUCUAAAAACCAUUAAAUCCAUUUUCUUGACAUCUCUGAGUUUGAGCCACCCUCAUUAUCGUCAAGUUUUUCCUGGUUGGUUAUGAUAGCCCCCUGCUGCUUCUCUAUCUUGUAGCCAGCCAGAGUUGUCUUUCCAAAUGCACAAUUGAUCAAAUUGCUCCCUGGCCUAAAACCUUCCAUAGCUCCCUACUGCCUUGGGGAUGAAGUCCAGACCCCUUAGCAUGUGAGUCUCCUGAUGGCCUGUUCCCUUCUCACCUCUGGUCUCAUCCCCUUGCACUCAGGCCUCGUCUCCCGCAGGCAGAGACACUGUGGCUUGCGCUCACCAUUUCCAUUCCCCUUUCUUUCACUCACUUUGUACUUUCUCUGCCAAGUCUCUCCUUGGAUUUUACUUCCUCCAAGGAGUUCUGAACGUUCCCUGUCCUUCCCUAGCCCCAGCAUAAUACACAGAUCAUUUUGGGCUUACUUGCCUGCUUUAUAAUCUCUCUCCCCCCUAGACUGUAAGCUCUUUGAGGGCAGGGACUGUCCUUGAAUUUUUGUAUCAACAGUGCUGGUUUGGCACCUGGCACAUGGAAAGCACUCAAUAAACAUUUGUUUAAUGAA
Molecule: messenger RNA, 3314 nt
Organism: Chinchilla lanigera (long-tailed chinchilla)
Lineage: Eukaryota; Metazoa; Chordata; Mammalia; Rodentia; Chinchillidae
Gene: Tex261
Product: testis expressed 261
Exons: 6
Coding region: 151-741 (196 amino acids)
Biological process (GO): endoplasmic reticulum to Golgi vesicle-mediated transport
Cellular component (GO): COPII-coated ER to Golgi transport vesicle; endoplasmic reticulum membrane; Golgi membrane
Molecular function (GO): COPII receptor activity
Source: RefSeq, a predicted model, not a curated record